This is a messenger RNA of Lepus europaeus (European hare), 636 nucleotides long. Its product is annotated as female-specific lacrimal gland protein-like. The transcript is spliced from 6 exons. Gene Ontology annotation, molecular function: small molecule binding; odorant binding. The record is from RefSeq and is a predicted model, not a curated record. Lineage: Eukaryota; Metazoa; Chordata; Mammalia; Lagomorpha; Leporidae. Bases 1 to 636 code for a protein of 211 amino acids.
AUGAAGACGAUGAUGAAGGCUCUCCUCCUCGGCCUCGUGGUGGGCGUGGCCUGUGCCGACGUCGACCCCACCCAGGUCUCUGGGCUCUGGCGUACCGUCGCCAUUGCCUCUGACAACCCCGCCCUGACCGCGGACGGUGGCCCCCUGCGGGUGCUGCUUCGCAACAUUCAGUGCGACGAGGGCUGCAAGGCGCUGACCAUCAGCUUCUUCGUCAGGGAUAACGGCGUCUGUGUCCUGCACACAGUUGUGGCCCAGAAGAAUGCGGACGGCGUCUACGCAACCGACUUUGAGGGCCAGAACUACUUCAAGUUCCUGGAACAGGACAACGGCCACAUUGACUUUCUCAGCCAGAACGUGGGCGCCGACGGCACUGUCACCCGUGUUACCCUCGCUGCCGCCCGGGACCAGGAGCUGAGUGACGAGCACCUGGCACGGUUCACGGCGCUGACGGAGGAGAACGGGAUCCCCCGGGAGAAUGUGGAUCGUGUGGCCGGCACAGAGAUGCCCAGAGACCCCAGAGAAGCUGAGACCCUGAGAGACCCCCAGAGAUCCCCAGAGACCCCCAGAGCUACCAGAGACCCAUGGGACCCCCAGAGAACCCCUGAGACACCAAGAGAUGCAAGGGACCCCGAGUGA